Messenger RNA from Nymphaea colorata (pocket water lily), 1366 nucleotides. RefSeq names its product probable U6 snRNA-associated Sm-like protein LSm4. The coding region runs from base 601 to 1053 and encodes 150 amino acids. Gene Ontology annotation, biological process: nuclear-transcribed mRNA catabolic process; spliceosomal snRNP assembly; P-body assembly. Gene Ontology annotation, molecular function: U6 snRNA binding. The transcript is spliced from 8 exons. NCBI's taxonomy places the organism in Eukaryota, Viridiplantae, Streptophyta, Magnoliopsida, Nymphaeales, Nymphaeaceae. Gene Ontology annotation, cellular component: U6 snRNP; P-body; spliceosomal tri-snRNP complex. The record is from RefSeq and is a predicted model, not a curated record.
AAUCUUUCUUUUCCUUUUCAAUUCAAUUGAUUUGAGAGGGAUUGGAUUUAUACUAACCAAUCCCUUCUUUUUUUUUUUUUUUCCUCCUCUCUUAUCCAAACUGACUUUCUCCAUUUUCUUUCCUUUUCUUUUCUUUCCCCAACCAAACACAGAGGAAUCCCUGCUUUCCCUCCAUCCAAUUCCCUCCAACCAAAUAGACGGUAAGACGAACCAUACCAUGCCUUGUCGUUUGAUGGCACGAAACAAAUACGAGUGUUCUGUCUAAACACCAUCGGAACAACGGAACUCUCUCCCGCCCCCAACUCCAGCCCCCGACACCCGUCUCCGCCCCCGUCUCUUCUUCUUCUCCGUCGCCCGAGCCUUUCUGUUUCUCUCCCCUGUCUCUUCUUCUCCUCCGUCGUCUACACGGAUUCUAUUCGUUUCCUCUUGCAGCAUCGCUUGCAGCUCAUCAGCGGGCGUCCUCGAGCAGCUCCUCAGGGCGUCUUCCAGCGGCUCUUGGGCGGUGGCUGCGGUGGAGUUAGUUCCUUAGAGUGAAAGCAAGGGUUUUCUUGGUGCACUAGUGAGCAGCUUCUUCGUGUUGGGUGUGAUCUUUCUGUCAAGAUGCUUCCCUUGUCCCUGCUGAAGACGGCACAGGGACAUCCCAUGUUGGUGGAGCUUAAGAAUGGAGAGACAUACAAUGGUCACUUGGUAAAUUGUGAUAGCUGGAUGAAUAUUCAUUUACGUGAAGUCAUUUGUACAUCUAAGGAUGGAGAUCGUUUUUGGCGAAUGCCAGAGUGUUAUAUUCGUGGAAAUACCAUCAAAUAUCUUAGAGUUCCUGAUGAGGUGAUCGACAAAGUUCAAGAAGAAACUAAUAAAAGCCGAACAGAUAGAAAACCUCCAGGUGUAGGGCGUGGAAGGGGAAGAGGCAGAGAUGACAGCAGUGGCCGACCAGCAAAGAGCAUUGGGCGGGGCCAAGAAGAUGGAUCUGGUAAAGGUGGUGGCAGUGGUCGUGGUAGGGGUGGAUCUGGAGGCAAAGGUACUGGGAGUAAAGGUGGUGGACGUGGACGCGGUUGAUCUGUUGCAGAGGGUAAUGGGCAAAGGUGCACAAUGGAUGAAGUUUCAAAUGUUUUAUCAUGGCUGCAGCAUCUUGUUGAGGACGUUAUACUUCUCGUGGGGUUGGGCUUGUGGAUGUAAGAUUAUAUAUUACGGUGAUCUUUCACCAAAAGCUAAUGGUUAGGGAUGAAAGAUUUGCAGGUUACAAUUCCUUUGGUUUAAAUAGAAUCUGAAAUUUUUUUGGUUGGCCCUUCUUUUGCUUUUCUAUUGCCUGUUCAUUUACUUUUCAAGUCACAUUUUCUGUUGGUUUAUAUAGUUUAACUGACUUUUAGUA